CCUCUCUCCAGUCCCGGCGGCCGAGGAGCCCCAGCCCGGGCUCAGUCUCUGCCCCUGCCGCCGCCGCCUUGAACAUGGAGCCCCCGGACGCGCGGGCUGGGGCGCGUAGGGCCCCGCGGUUGCUGGUGCUCGUGCUCCUGCUGGCGGCCCCCCCAGGUUCCAAGGCUGAGGUCCGCCUGUCUGUGCCCCCCCUGGUGGAGGUGAUGAGGGGGGAGUCUGUCACUCUGGACUGCAGCCCCUUGGGGACCUAUGACUAUUUCAUGCUGGAAUGGUUUCUGGUCGACCGCUCCGGUGUCCGCCACCGCCUGGCCUCGGCCGAGCUGCGUGGCUCCGAGCUCCGGGACAAAGAGCUCAACUCUCGGGGCCGCAGCCCCCCGUACCAGCUGGACUCCCGGGGGCGCCUGGUGCUGCCUGAGGCCCAGGUGGGCGACAAGCGCGACUACGUGUGCGUGGUGAAGGCGGGGGCAGCCGGCACCGCUGAGGCCACCGCCAGGCUCAACGUGUUUGCCAAACCAGAGGCCCCGGAGGUCUCCCCCAACAAAGGAAUCCUGUCUGUGAUGGAUGACUUUGCCCAGGAGAUAGCCACUUGCAGCAGCCGAAACGGGAACCCAGCCCCCCAGAUCAUGUGGUAUCGGAACGGGCAGCCCCUGGCCGUGCCCCUGGAGGUGAACUCCGAGGGCUACAUGACCACCCGCACCGUCCGGGAGGCCUCCGGCCUGCUCUCUCUCACCAGCACCCUUUACCUGCGGCUCCACAAGCCCGACCGGGAGGCCAGCUUCCACUGCUCCGUGCACUACUACCUGCCCGCUGGCCAGCACGGCCGCCUGGACGGUCCUUCCUUCUCCCUCACCCUACACUAUCCCACAGAGCGCGUGCUGUUCUGGUUGGGCAGCCAGUCCACUGCUGAAGGCUGGGUCCGUGAGGGUGACUCUGUCCAGCUGUUGUGCCAGGGGGACGGCAGUCCCACCCCAGAGUACACGUUUUUCCGGCUUCAGGACAAGCAGGAGGAUGUGCUAAAAACAAGUCUUGAGGGGAACUUGACGCUGGAGAGGGUACAGCGGAACCAGAGCGGGACCUAUGGCUGCAGGGUGGAGGACUACGACGUCCCCGAGGAUGCGGAGCUCUCCAAAACCCUGGAGCUGCGUGUGGCCUACCUGGACUCCCUGGAGCUCAGCACAGGGGAGGAGCUUUCCUUACCUCUGCAUAACAGCACAACCGUGACCUGCUCUGCUCGAGGCCUGCCCACCCCGACCCUAUACUGGACCAAGGACUCAGCACCCAUGGGGGAGGACCCCACACUCUCCCUCCACUCCGUCACCUUCGAUUCCGCCGGCACCUACACGUGUGAGGCCUACAUGCCCAGGAUCCCCCUCCUGAGUCGCACCCGGAGCUUCAGGCUGCUGGUUCAAGGGACACCAGAGUUAAAGGCAAAGGAGGCUCAGCCCAAGGCCGAAGGCAGCUGGACUGAAGGAGAUGAAGUCACCCUGAUCUGCUAUGCCCGAGGCUACCCAAAGCCCAAACUCACCUGGAACCAGUUGGGCGGCAGCCCCACAGAACCAGCCCCUGGGGGCCAGGGCUGGGUGAGCAGCUCCCUGACCCUGAAGGUGACCAGUGCCUUGAGCCAAGACGGCGUCUCCUGUGAGGCCUCCAACCCUCUCGGGAACACCCACCAUGUCUUCCACUUUGGAACCGUAGCCCCCCAGACCUCCCAGGCCGGCGUGGCGGUCAUGGCCGUGGCCAUCAGCGUGGCACUCCUGCUCCUCGUCGUUGCUAUCUUCUACUGCAUGAGACGCAAGGGGCGGCCCGGCUGCUGCCAGCGGGGCGAGAAGGGGUCUCCGCCACCUGGGGAACCCAAGUUGAGCCACUCAGGAUCACAGCGGCCGGAGCAGAAGGGCCUUCUCAUGGGGAGUGCCUCUGGAGGAGCCAAGCAUGGGAGCGGGGGCUUUGGAGAUGAGUGUUGAGCCUGAGGACCUUCCCAGAGGCAGUCAUUGAACCCAACCUGGAGUGGCGAGCAUCAGAAAACCAGCCCCGCUCACACCUCUGCCUGCCCCCACUUUCCCGGCCUUUCCUCUUCCCUCUCUGGGCCCUCCCUUCCUUCCUCUGUGGGCUGGGCAGGGACCACAGCGGCCUGGGAGGGAGGGGACCUUCCUCCAAGGAUUGUGACUCUCCCAGGCCCCAGAAUAGCUCCUGGACCCGAGCCCAAGUCCUGGCCUGGGACGAGGCUCGAGGGUCGGCUGGCUGGGGCUAUUUUUACCUCCUGCCUCCAUUGCUGGUCGCCCCCCCCUCCCACCUGACGUCCUGCUGCAGAGUCUGACACUGGAUCCCCGCCCCCUGCCCUGACCCCAUCAUCUGUGGACACUGGAGUCUGGAAUAAAUGCUGUCUGUCACCUGGA
Messenger RNA from Bubalus bubalis (water buffalo), 2393 nucleotides. It is a transcript of the gene BCAM, whose product is annotated as basal cell adhesion molecule (Lutheran blood group). The record is from RefSeq and is a predicted model, not a curated record. Bases 75 to 1961 code for a protein of 628 amino acids. Lineage: Eukaryota; Metazoa; Chordata; Mammalia; Artiodactyla; Bovidae. The transcript is spliced from 15 exons. Gene Ontology annotation, cellular component: plasma membrane.